This is a messenger RNA of Blepharisma stoltei, 1271 nucleotides long. NCBI's taxonomy places the organism in Eukaryota, Ciliophora, Heterotrichea, Heterotrichida, Blepharismidae. The record is from the annotation of a GenBank genome assembly.
AUGGAUUUAGGGAUGACUGAUUCUUUGAACUGCAUAGGUGAUAUGACAGAAAUGCACAAAACGGGGUCAAAUUUCAAUUCCACUGCAAAAAUUUCUGAAUUUCAGAGAACAAGUGAUCAAUGGGACUUAAAUCUGCUUCUUGAAGCUGAGAGGGAAAAAGUCUCGAUUCUUGAACAAAAAUUAGCAAACAAAGAGAAAUUAUUAGAAGGCUUAGAAUCUUUGCAUAGUGACCUGUACUUGACAAUUGAAGAAUUGCAAGAAAAAGAAGUAAAACAUUUAAAAGAAGCCAAACAGUUCAAAUUAAAAUAUGAAGCUGCAGAAUUUGAAUUGAUUAAGUCUAAAGAAACAAUAAAAAUCAGAAACAGCCAAAUUUCAAAAUUAAAGGAAAUCAUUGAUCAAAAAAUUUGGGAAUUUAAAGAAAAAAAGUGUGAGAAGUGUCUAGGUGGAGAUAAAAAACAAAAAAUGCUUUUGAAAAUUCAAGAAAAAGAAGAAAUUAUCCAAGCUUUUGUAAUUGAUAAUUAGGAUAUCCAAAAUUUAGAAAUGAAGCAAGAAAAUAUAGAACUAAAAAAUGAUCUCAAAAUAUAUCAAGAAAAAUGCAAUAAAUUGCAAGAAGAGCUUGAUAAGGCUAAUGCUAAAAUUAUCGAAAUUUCAGAUCAAAUAGGUUCGCAAUUUCACUCCAAGAAAAAUAGCUUAAAAACUGAUUAUGAAUUGGAGUCAAGUCCAGAAAUAAAAGAACUCCGAGAUCACGUAAAAAGUCUUGAGGAGAAAAUUAAUUUUUCAGAGACACAGAAAAUUGAUACGCCUAUUUAAAUGAUUACACGUUUUAUGCUAUAAUUGGAAUACUGUUUUACAAUAAUAUUUAUUAUUAAAUUAUCAAAUUAAGAAUUAUCAAUAGCUUGAAUAAGUUUAUUUAUGAAAACCAAGAGCUUUAUGCAAUUUUAGGGGUUUGCAAUGAAAAAGCUGCAAUAAAAAGAGUUUUGUAUUUAAAACAUCAUUAUGAAAAGAGUAAAAAGUAUUGCAAAUUUUAUAAGAAAAUCGUCGACAUUUUGCGAAAAUAUCCGGAAAUAAAAACGCAUAAAGAGAUAUCGUGUAAAUCUGCAUGAACAUUAUUAGAGAGGAUAAUAGAGGAAUUUGUGAUUCUAAAAGCAAGCAGAGAUUCAGAUAUCAUGAGCAAGCUUUGUGAAAUUUUUAAUUUAAAAUCGGCAGCAUUUUUAAUAGAUUAUGCAGAGAAAAUCAAAUUCCAACUGGAGCGUCAAAAUAAACAAUUUUAA